Astrephomene gubernaculifera is the source of this 3133-nucleotide messenger RNA. Lineage: Eukaryota; Viridiplantae; Chlorophyta; Chlorophyceae; Chlamydomonadales; Astrephomenaceae. The record is from the annotation of a GenBank genome assembly.
CUGAUAAGGACCCAUGGGACGGUCGGCGGGAGCUGGGGUUCUUCAUCACGGUUAGCAAGCUGGCGCUGCGUGAAGUGGCUAACCUGGACUCAUCUCAGGAGCUGGCGAAAGUGCAGGCAAACCCUCCGCCGCCCGUGCCACAGCUGGCAGCCCUGCUGUGCCUGACCCUGGACCCGAACACCGGUCUGAUGGCGGUGUGGCAGCGCGCCCCGCCCGGCCUGCGGGCCACCACCGCCGGCCUGGCGGAGGCGCUGGCGUUGGCGGCACGGGCAGCAUGCAUGCUGGCGGCGCUGCUGCUGCUGCGGGCGGUGGAGGCGCCAGGAGGCGUUCAGGAGGACCCAGAAGCGACUGAGGCAGCACUGAAGCUUGCCGCCGCCGGCUUGUUCGCUCUGACUGCGCUGUACGGCAGGGUACCGGCGGCAGCAUUGCUGGCGGCGCAACCGCACCGGCUGCUUGCGGCGCUGGGGGUGCUGCUGGGAUGCAUGCCACCGCCGGACGACUGGACAGCAGAGGAGCUGUCUUCAUCGGACGAGGAGGAGGGGGCGGAGCUAAGCGACCACGCGUCGUCAUCGGACGAGGAGGAGGAGGCAGGGCUAAGCGACCACGCGUCGUCAUCGGACGAGGAGGAGGAGGCAGGGCUAAGCGACCACGCGUCGUCAUCGGACGAGGAGGAGGGGGCGGAGCUAAGCGACCACGCGUCGUCAUCGGACGAGGAGGAGGGGGCAGAGCUAAGCGACCACGCGUCGUCAUCGGACGAGGAGGAGGGGGCAGAGCUAAGCGACCACGCGUCGUCAUCGGACGAGGAGGAGGAGGCAGGGCUAAGCGACCACGCGUCGUCAUCGGACGAGGAGGAGGGGGCAGAGCUAAGCGACCACGCGUCGUCAUCGGACGAGGAGGAGGGGGCAGAGCUAAGCGACCACGCGUCGUCAUCGGACGAGGAGGAGGGGGCAGAGCUAAGCGACCACGCGUCGUCAUCGGACGAGGCGGCGGAUGUGUUCAAGGCAUCACCAGAUGCUGCUGACGAGAUGGAAGGCUGCCUGCGCCAGGGUAACAAGGCCCUGUUACAAGUUACGAAACUGCUGGCGGCAAUCCUUGGAGAGGUGCAGGAGUGCAACACAGAAGCCGCAGACGGCUCACAGGCUGUGUCCCUGCGCUCACAUGCAUUGGCCCUGCUGGGUUGGCCGGCGGAGGCGGCAGGUGUGCCGGCGGCCGCUGGUGCCGCGUUGAGCAGCGCCGGUGCGAUGCUGCUGGAGGGGCUCGCGGGCUGGGACACGGACGAGGCGCGUGCGCUGCGGGCGAUGUGGCGGGCGGCGGCCGCAGCGGAUGGGGGCUCGCUGCUGGACUGUGUGGCGCAGCGGCUGCGGGGCGACGGAGGCGGUGGGGAUAGCGGUGGCAGCGACAGUGGCAGCGGUGAGCGGCUCGAUGGUAGCGCGCUGGCAGAGGUAGAGGCGGAGGUGGGUGAACGCGGCUGUGAUGGCGGAGGCGUCAGCCAGUGCCACGGUGACACUACGGAAAGCAGCGGCAGCGGAGGUGGGGCAGGAGGUGGGGCAGCAGUCACGGUGGUGCUGCCGCCGCCAGUGGCAGUGCCGCCGGUGCGCGGUGUGUUGCGGAUGUGCGCCAACCCGAGGUGCGGCAACUACGGCGGCGCAUGCGAGUGCGAUCUGCGGCUGCGGAGGUGCGCCGGCUGCCGUGCCGUACAGUACUGCAGCGUGGAGUGUCAGAAGCAGCACUGGCAGGAGGGCGGGCACAAGCCGGACUGCUGGGCUUGCAAGGGGCUGGUCUCACAGGGCUGACCUGUAGGUGUUUAUUUCCGUUGGAGCUGGGUGCAUGUGACUAUGGGGGGGAGGCGGGCGCAUGCCACUUGCAUCCUUCCAGUUGGAUGUAUGCAUGCGGGCGAUCGGGCGGGGCUCUGACGAAGGCUGCGUGCAGUUGGGAUCCCAUGGCGCGUUGCAAGCGGCAGGAUGUGGUACACUGUUCCCCAGCUGCACACUGUGAACGUGCUGUUGUGAGUGAACGGGGUGGCAAGAUGCAUCGGGUGCUGCAGGUGUAAAUUCCUUUGAACGCAGCAACUUGCGGGGCAAUGUUGCAGAGAGUGUAGCGGGACACGUUGCUGUGUGCAAGUGGUAUAUUGAUGCGAAUUUUCUUCCCGUAGCAGCAUACGACAUCAAAUGAUUCGGUUUAAUAUUUUUAUACACGUUCAGCUGUAUCAGGUAUAGCACGUGCUCGAUUGCAGUGGGGUGGGCAGCAUGGGGCUUGUCCAAAGUGAGAUCUUUUGCAACUCUGAGGGCUGGUGUUGCAGGUCUGACCUUUGGUUUAACACAUGAUGCACAACGGUUGCAUUUCACCUACUGGUGUCCAGCACUGGCAGUAUGGCUUCCUAACGCUUUUGCGAGAUUCGAUGCUGGAAUAUCUGACUAUUUCGUUUAGUGUUAGGAGUGUAGAUAGCCUACCAACGGCUAUAAUGGAACAUCCAUACUGCGAGUGCAGGGUGUUGUUGCUGUCGUUGGAACAGCGCGUGAAACGCGAGUGCAGUGUGGGUUUCCGAGUGAGGGAAGCGGUGCGGUGGUGUCGGCUUGUGGUAGCUGGGUAGCUGCAUGCGGCUCCCGUGCACCCACAUGCCAUGUAUGAAUGGCUGCGAUGUAGCCUUUCCAAUGGUGCGGGAGUUGUACAGGAAUUAUGUGAAUGACAGCGCAAUUAGCAGCGUUUGCUGGGCCAUUCUUUAGGUGUCGCAGUCAUACGGUACCGCAGACAGUGAUACUGCGGAGGGUGCUGCAGGUGAGUCGUGGGUGACUCAGUGGCGGACCAGUAGGGAGCCCGGGGUGCGGUUUUAGGUUGGGGCUCCGUGCCCCCUUGCUGGCAAGGUUGUCACUUAACAGCGCUUAACUCUCAUGAUCUAUACGACAUCAUCUGUGGUCCGUUGAGAGAGCGCUCGGUUUUGCUUCCUUUGCUUAAACCGUCACAACCUGCAACAUAGGCUUACUACAUGGCUGGGCCAUGCAUCCUGCAGGCAGCCAACUGGCGAACUAGACCUUGACCCCAGUCCUCAUCACAAACCGGUGUCGGUCCUUUCUAUGGUCUUAAUCCUGAUCCAACCUCUAUGCAUCACAAGCCAGGAGUGUAGACGCUGUACGCC